AUGGAUAGCGACACGGCUACCGAGCAAGAGCCGCAGUGUCGCAUCUGCGGAGACUUUCCGCCUCCAGAACAGCUUUUGAAGCUUCGCUGCGAAUGUCACUACUGCGAUGGCUGCCUCGAGCGUCUGUUCACAAUAGCAAUGAAGGACGAAGGCUCCUAUCCACCUCGCUGUCAUCGCCGAACCAUAUCGCUCAACCUUGCACGUCGGCACCUACCAAAAUCGCUCGCACGAAUCUACAGAGGCAAGACUUUGGAGCUCAGCACUAAAGAUCGUACCUACUGUCACAAGGUGACAUGCAAUGUUUUCAUCGCACCACACAGCAUCCAUAACGGACAAGCAUUCUGCCAGAAGUGCAGAUCGGUGACCUGUCAGAGAUGCAAAGAGGCUGAGCAUUUUGGAGCUUGUGCGAACGCGGGAUUUGAGUUGGUGAAGGGAUUAGCGAAGCAGCAGAAGUGGCAGCAAUGUCCGGACUGCAAGCGGCUUGUAGAGAAGAUUGAUGGCUGCAACCACGUCCUGUGA
Pseudocercospora fijiensis CIRAD86 is the source of this 519-nucleotide messenger RNA. RefSeq lists its product as uncharacterized. Bases 1 to 519 code for a protein of 172 amino acids. Gene Ontology annotation, molecular function: ubiquitin protein ligase activity; zinc ion binding; ubiquitin conjugating enzyme binding. Gene Ontology annotation, biological process: ubiquitin-dependent protein catabolic process; positive regulation of proteasomal ubiquitin-dependent protein catabolic process; protein polyubiquitination. The transcript has a single exon. Gene Ontology annotation, cellular component: ubiquitin ligase complex; cytoplasm. Lineage: Eukaryota; Fungi; Ascomycota; Dothideomycetes; Mycosphaerellales; Mycosphaerellaceae. The record is from RefSeq and is a predicted model, not a curated record.